This is a messenger RNA of Epinephelus moara (kelp grouper), 3711 nucleotides long. It is a transcript of the gene bcas1, whose product is annotated as brain enriched myelin associated protein 1. The transcript has 5 exons. The record is from RefSeq and is a predicted model, not a curated record. Gene Ontology annotation, biological process: myelination. Bases 359 to 3379 code for a protein of 1006 amino acids. NCBI's taxonomy places the organism in Eukaryota, Metazoa, Chordata, Actinopteri, Perciformes, Serranidae.
CAGGUUAUGAUCAUGUCGGGGUAUUGUCAGAGAAGUCACAGAAAGAUUACCCUGAGCUAAUCAUGAGCUUUUAUUAAAGAUCACAGACACUCUGUCAGGGCGGAUAGUGGACUCUUCACAGGAGCAGGCCCAGGUGAUUACUUAAAAACAGUCCCACCCAUUUUUAAAGCACACAUUAAAUAGCCCGUUAACAGCAGCUGAUAUACACAGUAGAGUUGGAGCAGGAAGCCAAUCUCUCUGACACUGUGACACACUCUUUACAUAUUUCUUCUCAAGGAGGAUAUCACUUGCAACGCUUGCAGAGGUUUAGCGAGUUGAGUUAAAGAGCUUGUGUCUGGAGGUCUCGACUGGGAAAAACAUGGGAAACGAUAACUCCAAGAACAAAGAGCAGACCAAGGGUGGGACGAUAAACGAGAAGCAUAAAAAUGGAUCAGCAAAUGGCCUCUCUGCAAACAUCACAUCUAAUGGGUUGGAGAUUGCUGUUGAUGGUGAGACCAUAGUCCAGCAAAAUGGCGAGGCCCUCUCUUUAAACCUCGACACAAAAUCAGUGGCGUCUGAUUUCAUCGUAAUCGAAACAGACUCCAAACCUGUUGAAGCUCCAGUUAUUUCCGAAAACCUUGAAACCGCCAUCCAGAAGGAUGAGGUCAAGGAAAGUAAAGAAGCACCAACAGAUGUAAGUCUUCCUGCCACCGAUGCACAGCCUGAGUCGACCUCAAGUGGAGAAGAAGCUGCCAUCGUGAUCGUCAAUGUGCACCAAUUGGACUUUGAAUAUCCGUAUCAAAAAGCUGAAAUAUCAACGCAAACAGACAGCAAAAUGCAAGCAGAUAUUUCAACGCAAACUGGAGAAGAUGAUGAUGAUACAACCACCAAUACAGAGGUCCCAAUGGAAGUGGUCCUGGAGAGAGUUGUGUAUGAGGACAUCGUAUUCAGAGCAGAACGGGUGGAAGUUACUGAGGCCAAAAACUACGAACUUAAAGAAACUGAGCCAGAAAAUGCUGCAGAACCCAAAUAUAACCCAUAUAAAUCCAUAAUAGACAAUGAAAUAGUUGCAGAGGAAGAUAAUAUUGAGGAAACCAUACCAUUCGAGGUGUCCUUCAGCCUUCCUAAAGUGGUGGCAGAUUGUGUUGAGGCAGUUUUCGCCACUGCUUCUGAAUCCAUUGACUUUGCUGCUGUGAACACGUCAGACCCAAGUGCAGAUGAAGUCAUUACUGAAGGCAAUGGUGAAGGACCUGGAGACAUGGCAGCUGAUGGAGUGCUGAUUGAAACCGCUGAACCUGAGUCUAAUGCUGCCACUCCUGAGGCACGGAAAGGAAAUGGUGUUCCUUCCCUUGACGAAGAGCUAGAGACUUUGGUGAUGGAAGCAAUCUCAGAGGUUGGUUGUGAAGAGUCAAAUGUUACACCUGCAAACCAACAGGAACUCUCUGUCCCUCUUGUGACAGUACUUCCUGUUAGCGCAGAAUCUGUUAUAAUGGAGAUAGCAGAAACCGAAGAAGCUCUGCUGAAUGAAUCUGAUGUUGUAAUUGGUGAGGAGGUUGUUGAAGAGACAAAUACGGAGCACUUAGCCAACCAGACUGCAAACCAAGAGGAACUUUCUGUCCCUCUUGUGACAGAAAAUCUGGUAAAGGUGGAAUCUACUGAUGAAAAGAUCACCACUGACGAUGUGGUUGCAGUCGAGGAUGUACCAGGAAUACGCAAAGAACUUGAUAAUGAGCCUUUGAGAAACUGCAAAAGUUGCCCUGUGAAAGAAAUUCUCAUCAUAAAGGCUCCUUCCAAUGAGCCUAUCACCAUUGAGGAGGAUAAGUUAAGCUUUUUUCCUGAAUUUAUCACUACAGAUAAGAAUGUUGAGGCUGCUGAAGUUGCAAAAACUGACGCCAAACCAGAAAUGGUUAAAGAAGCACAGCCAAGUCCCGUCAUUGCCAAAGACAAUGCUCAGGUGAUAAUGGAGGCAGUAACGGAUCCCCUCAUUAUCACCAAUGAGGAACUUCCUAAAGACACUUUAAGCUCUCCUGAUGAUGAAGUCAAGCCUGGGUCUAUUCCUGAUGUUGUCACUACAGAUGACAAGGUUGAGGUCUGUGAAGAUGUGAAGACUGAUGUGGGACUGGAAAGAGUUCAAGAAGCAGAGCCUUGUCCUGUCAUUGCCAGAGAUGAUACUGAGGUAACACUGGAGGCAGCAAUUGAUGCCCUCUCUCUAGAAUUUGAAUUAUGUGCCAUCACUCAUCCUCAGGAGUCUUUCAUCACCCCCCAAGAAGAAGAGGUGAUCGCUGCAUCAACUUUUGUGCCCCUUUCUACAGAACAACGAGCAAGCCUCGCUAUUCCAGAGGAGCCAGCUGACAGAGCUGCUGUGGAGAUGAACGAAGAAGCUAUGGAGGCUUCAUCAAAUGAAACUGAAGCAGUGCCAGAAAGUGUUGAGGAAAAUACAACUGGAGGAGACGAACUGGAACUGGAGGUUGCCAAUUCUGAAGAACUCGUGGAAGAAAAUGACAUGGCAGAAGGAAAAACAGAAGUACGUUUAGAAGUUAUGGCACAAACCGAAAUCUCUAAAACACCUGAACAAAUCCCUGUGAUCUCAGUCGAACCUGCAUUAGAGAAUCCAAACCCUUGUCAAGAAGAUGCAACCAUGGAGGUGUUGGAGAACAUACUAGAAUCAGUUGCUGAAGCUAUUUCAGUGAAACCUAAAGUAACUGAGAACACAGUUAAGGAACCUGCAGAUGUACCAGCAACGGACACCACAGAAGAGUCUAUGCCUUGUGUUUCAGCCCAACUCGUAGAACUUGUAGAGGAGAAUGUCACCCCAGCUAAAGUGCUGUUGAAAGACACUGCUGAAGGAACUGCUGUGGAAGUCUCUGAACGUAUUGAACAAACUGAUUCCGCCCUCGCAAUUUCUAAUGACUGUGUGGUGAGCCUCCUUGAGCAAACACUAAAAAGCGACAUGCGUGUGGUCAUUGUCAAGACGAUUGAAGUUAGAGAAGACAUAACAGAAGAGAUACUGCAAGAUCAUACUGGUGCUGUUUUAACUGCCAUUGAGGAGAACCCCAAAGAUGCCACUUUAGAUGAAUGUAGUGAGGCUGUUCUUGACUCCAUCGUAGAAGAAAUAAUUAGAGAACAUGUUGCAGCUGAAUUUAACCUUAUGACUUCAGAGGAGGUCGCACCAGAGGGAAAGACUGAGGAGAAUGAAUCAAGCGUGAACUCAAUGGAUUCAACAACAGACUCACAAAGUGUCACCAGCACAGACAUGGAAGCUUUAGUUGAUAGGUUACAAUCAGCUUGUGUGUCAGUUGUUGAAGAAUCAGUGUACAGCCUUGGUGGUUUACAGCUUUCUUCACUGGGACACAGAGUUACUGUUGAUAUCAACGUGGCCCCAAAGGAAGAACAGAUGUGAAGUGUUUGUCUGAAUUGUCUGAACUUUUGUUUUGAAAUAUAUCUGCCUACCUCUUUAGGAUAUUAUGUGUUUAAUAUGUGGUAGUAACUGUUUAUAAAUUAUUGUAUGCUUAAAUGUUUUAAAAGUGGACUCUUGGAAGAUAAAAAAAACGAGCCAAAAGAGAUCAAAAUAAAAAUCAAAUCAAAUUGCAACUGGAUUGUAAAAGGAUUUGUGUCUUGCAUGGUGCCUUUUUUUUUUUAUAUAUAUAUAUCAUCAACCCAAUAAAGCUCAGAUUGUGAAGUGCUGAAACAUUUUCCAAUAAAAAUGAAAGUUUGUCUUGUUCAUUCAAGAUU